CUGACACUAUAACAAUGGCUGCCAGUUUCAAAUGCUUUGCUCUUCUUUUGCUUUGCGUAACAUCGUUCACUAACGGUGGCAUCACCAUAAUCAAGAAUGCCUUCAGUCUUCCUAAUAAGGUAGACACUGGCGUGACACUAUCAGGUCGUACCCUAAAAUACCAAUGCCGGCAUCUACAGCCAGCGUUCGGUCCGCUUACUGCCGUUUGCCAGACCAUCACCAAAUGUCCGCCUGGUUCGGUCCAAGCGCGGGUAAAAAGCAGCGUGCCACAGCAGUUUACCGCCAAGACAGCUUUGUACCAUGUUGACUGGCAAUGCGAAGGAGAAAAUCGGAUUAUGCUUGUCGAUUACCAACCAGAGAAGGGCACAGUCGGCCUGAAGGACGCAAAUAAUGGAAGUACGGUGAUCCGCCAGGACACGCCUUACUUCGCCACUUGCGCUUUCUUUGAAGAUAAAGCCAAGAAAAACAUAGUGGAGUGCUACAAUUACGAAUACUGUUCAUAUCGACUUGGUAAAUUGGUGUGCGCCGGCAUACCAGCCUACGGCGGAACUUGGACUGGCGAUAUUAAAACUGGAUUGAAUGGGAAAUUUGACGCCAUAAUGCAACCUAACCGGAACAAGACUUGUAAUCAAGAUCUGCCGGCAGUUCUUGGGAAAGAGCAAAAAGCAAACGAAAAGCUGAAGCGCAGCCGAAAAAGCCGAAAUGUUCGUGCAAGCAAGCGCGUGAUGAAUUGUUCAUACCUUUGGCUUUGGAUAGUUUGGGGCCGAGCUGCACCAGCGACGGCAAAUAUGCCAAAUUGCAACUUAGUCCUCGCGGGACAACGGUGGGGUGCGUCGAUGAGAAUAACAAUCCAACAACUCCGGCUGUUAACGUGCCGGCGGAAGCUAUUCCAGCUUGCAAGUGAAUAUAAAUGCGCCCUAACAUGCCUCUAAGUCUACUAUUCCACAAGUUGAGGCGCAAUAACAAACAGUUACCUUGUAUGAAUUCUGGUCCAGGAGUUCUGACAAUCCUAUAACGGCCAUGCACAGUGAGCUUUGUAUUGACCAUAUUGAAACGUUGUUAGCAGUGAUACUGCCGCUGUAAGUGGAAUUUGUGUUAUCUCACCGGUCUUUAGAGGCGGAAGCC
This is a messenger RNA of Paramacrobiotus metropolitanus, 1125 nucleotides long. RefSeq lists its product as uncharacterized. Bases 15 to 932 code for a protein of 305 amino acids. Lineage: Eukaryota; Metazoa; Tardigrada; Eutardigrada; Parachela; Macrobiotidae. The transcript has 5 exons. The record is from RefSeq and is a predicted model, not a curated record.